AAGCACAGUCCUGGGUCCCAAGGCUGGCAGCCUCCCAAGCACUUGGGCACGGAGGGCAGUAACGAUAAUGCUGGCAUUUCCCUCCCUCAGGCUUACACUCUCGAAAGGACUGAGGCCAAAGGAGAAGGGGAUGGCUCUGGGGAAGGUCCAGCGGAGCUAGACUCGGAGGCCUGUCGGGGCUGCCUUGCCCCUCUCUCCCCGAGAUGGUGGCUGGAGGGAGGCCGUGCCUUUGCCAACCGGCCUGGGCUGCUCUGGCCCUUGCCUUGGGGAGGGAGGCCACAGGCCCAAGGCCGGCUCUUCCCUGGCAGGGAGCCCUGUCUCCCGAACUGCCUUGGGCCUGAGCGCUGGCAUAGCAUGGCAUCGUGGCACGAUGGAGGCGGCAGGGGCCGAGAGCCAUGGCAGAGAGCAGGCCACUGCUGCCCUCCAGCGCCGCCUCGCCCCAACUGCGCAGGACCGGAAGCCAGGCGCCGACCCCGAGGCGCCUCUUCCGCCCGGCCAGGGAUUCCCGUCGCGCUUCCGGAAGUGACGACAGAACCGGCGACCCUCCAUCGGGCGCCAUCUUGUCUGUCCAGGGAAGGGAGGCCGGUGCGGUUCCGGGGCAGGCAGCGUCCCUCGGGGCCCCGCCCGAAAGAGACCGCGAGCGACCCGUCGUUCUCCCGGGGCAGAGCUGCGCGCGAUGGGGCCGGAGGCGCCCUCCUGAGCCGGAGCCUCCAUGGACCCCGCCACCGGCGGCAGCAGCAGCAGCAGCAGCAGCGCCAUGGGCAGAGAGGCCGCCCCGAGGCUUGGCCGCCAGGCGCCGGGGAGCCCCAGGAGCGUCGCCGGGGGCCUCGGGACUUUGCCGGCUUCGCCCGGAAGGAGCUCCGGCGAGGCGGAGGCGGGAAGCGGCGAAGGGCGGCAGCGGAGGGGCCCCGAGCAAGAAGCGGGAGAGAGGCUGCUCCCUUCGGAACCGAAGAGCAGAGCGGAGGAGGAGGAAGAGCCAGCAGAUCAGCUCUGUAGUCCUGCAGCCGAAGUUCUGGCCCACCCUGAAGAAGUCUUGGCAACCGUCCCAUCCCAGCCAAAGCGUCCCCGCGGGAGAAAGCCCCGGAAGAAAGGUCCCGGCCGCCCCAGGGGCCCCCAUCCCAAGGAGCCAAAGGCGCUUGGCGAGAGCCCUGGGCCUUCCGUGAACGGACCCUCCCUUCCCGUCAAGGUGCCAAAGAAGCGCGGGCGCAAAUCCAAGGCAGAGCUGCUCCUGAUGAAGCUGGCACAAGGGCUGGACACCCAGCCGCCUGAGCCCCUUCCUCCAGAGAAGGGCCUAGCUGCUGAAGAGGACUGCCUCGAGACCACCCCUGGGGGACGCCCAAAAAGGAGGGCGGCUAAAGUGGCCCUCCUGUAUCUGCAGGAACUGGCAGAGGAGUUGACCACCAUGUGCCAGGCCCCACCAAGCAGUGAGACCUCCAAGGACACACCCAGACACACUGAGGAACCCAUUAAGAAGCGUCGAGGCCGGAAGCCGCGGGAGCAGAAAACGGAGACUGAGGAGGAUGAGGACUUUGUCCCCUCAGAAGAGGUGCUCUUGGAGGAGGAAGAGGAGGAGGAGGAAGAUGAUGAUGAUGAAGAUGAAAGUGACCUGCUGUUGAGCGAGGUCUCUGAGUCUGAGCUGGAGUCUGGCUUAAACAGAAGACCAGCGAGGUCAAAGACCCACUGCCGAGGAUUUGCUUCCAAUGGACUGCAUAAUUCGGUCAUGGCCCCUGUGUGGAAGUCCCUCUCAGUAACACACAGCUUGCGUGAGCAGUUCCAUUCUCCCUGGGAAUUUGCAGAGUGGGUCCCCUCUGCCCAGAAGUGGUCCUGCCUCUCGGAGAGCGAAGCGGAACAGUAUCUUCCCAGCGAGACCAAGUCCCCGUUCUUCUCCAUCAGGCGAGAGGGUCUGCAGGAAGACAGCAGCGUCGUCUACCGGAUUAACAGGUUCAAUGCCUUGCAGCCCCACAAGGAGCGCCUGGACAUGACUUUCUUUGUUGGGGGGCCUGUCUGGGCCAUGGAAUGGUGCCCCACCCCAGAAGGCUCUCUGGCUUCCCAAUAUGUGGCCAUCUACUGCAAUCCUGGCAUGGAUGACCAGCACAGCUUGUCUGAGACCCACGUCGGGCCCGCACUGCUUCAGCUCUGGGAGCUUGGACCUCUUCGGCAAGAUGCAGGGUCAGCCACCAAGCCUGGACUGGCAUUCGCUAUCGCCACCGACCACGGCUGCAUUUGGGACAUGAAGUUCUGCCCCAGCGGUGCCUGGGAGCCUCCCUCUGUCUGCCGCAAGGCCCCCCAGAUGAGCCGCCUGGGCCUGCUGGCUGUGGCCUUCUCAGAUGGCCAAGUGCUGAUCUACAGCCUUCCUCAUGUGGAGGCCCUGCAAGCCCACCAGAGAUCCCAGGUAACAGGCGGCGGAGGCCUCUCCCCACAGAAUGCCAUCUACAAGGUCCAGUGUGUGGCCUCAUUGCAAGUCAGCUCCGUCCAGGCUGGGAGCCCCGCUGAAUGUGGGCAAUGCUUCAGCUUGGCCUGGAUGCCCUCCAGGCCUCAUCACCACUUGGCUGCCGGUUUCUAUGAUGGAACCGUGGCCCUUUGGAACCUGUCCAGCACAUCCCUACUCCAGCGAGUGCGCCAAACGGACGGCUCCCACAGGCUCUAUCCUUUCCGCUGCUUCCUGGCCCAUGACCAAGCUGUGCGCAGCAUCCAGUGGUGCAAAGCGAACAGCAAUUUCCUGGUGACUGCUGGGAGCGACCGGAAGAUCAAGUUCUGGGACCUGCGACGGAUGCAUGAGCCCCUCAACAGCUUCAAGCGGUCCUUGAGCACAGAGGUUGCCUGGCUGCUGCCCUACAGUGGAGUCACGGUGGCCCAGGACAACUGCUAUGCUCCGUAUGGCCUAUGUGGGAUCCACUACCUGGACGCUGGCUACCUUGGCUUCCGGGCCUACUUCGUGGCUCCUCGCAAGGGCACCGUAUGGAGCAUCUCUGGGUCCGACUGGCUGAACACGGUGGCUGCUGGCGAUGUCAUGGGGGAGCUGGUGGCAGCCAUGAUGCCCGACCUCUCCGUCAACCCCCACAACGUCAAGCGCCCCUCAGAGCGCCGUUUUUCCAUCUAUAAGGCAGACCUCCUGCCCCGAAACCUCAUCAGCGAAGAGGGGACAGAAUCAUCAUCGGCAGUGACCCUUGCAGCCAGAGCUGGUGAGAUGUCCGCAGUGGAGGGCAGGAGCUACAGCGAGUCAGUGGCUCACAAUUACAUCCUCUUCCAGGACACAGAUCUGGAGGGAGACUUACCCUGCUUUAGCCAAGCCUGGCAUCAACCUUCCCUUCCUAUCCGACCCAACAGAGGAGCUUCAAGAAUUUCUUCCGCCGGAAGACCCGCAAGCACAACCGCCUGGUCCCCGAGCGCAAGGAGGAGGACUUCCUGGGACGACUGCAGCUGGAAGCCAUCCACAAGGUGCGCUUCAGCCCCAACCUGGGUUGCCACAGCUGGCUGGCCUCAGGGGGUCAGUCUGGCCUGGUGCGGCUUCACUGCCUCCGCGCUCUGGUUUCCCCGCUGAGCCACAAGCUACAGCUUGAGUGCCAGGCCCAGUUCAGUGCCAUGCUUGAGGCAGAUGGACAGGGCAGCAGCGGCAGUGGCUCCAUGGCAAGCCUGCUGGGGGCACCCAUGGCUGUCAGUUGAAGAGCCACCAGGACUGUUCCUUGGAGACUCGGCAGACAUCGACGGGGCGUGAGGGCUUCAGCAGAGACAUCUGGGUCCAUGAGAGGAUUAUGCCAAAGUCGGGCGGUUGAGCUGUGAGCAGCAAAGAGCCAUUGGCUGGUCCAAGGACAGAUGUGCUGAAGAGAAUGACCAGGAGAGGCUUGGCACAGAAUCAGUUCCUCAGCCGCCCAGCAGUGGGCUCUCUGUUUGUGGCACUGUGCGCAAGAGCAGCUCCUCCCACCCACAGGGUAACAUGUGCCUCUGCUUCCUGGGCGCCUUUUCUGGCUGUUGCUCCUCACUUGGCCCUGGAGGCUCCAGGUGAGGAAGGAGAGAAAGAAGGGGAGAGGCAAGUGGGGUGCUCAUCUCCCUUUGCUGGGCCAGCAAAAGAGGAGUGCUUGGAGCCAGCUCUGGCCACUGGGCUCUGAGCCACAAGCGCCUCCCCCACCCCCCUGUACCCUCCCUUUCGGGGCACAGCCUUGCUCACAUUGAGCUUUGUUCUUUUAACUGUUAUUAAAGUGUGUGUGUUUUAUAAAAA
Sceloporus undulatus (fence lizard) is the source of this 4216-nucleotide messenger RNA. RefSeq names its product general transcription factor IIIC subunit 2 (gene GTF3C2). Gene Ontology annotation, molecular function: protein binding. The transcript is spliced from 18 exons. Gene Ontology annotation, cellular component: transcription factor TFIIIC complex. Gene Ontology annotation, biological process: transcription by RNA polymerase III. The record is from RefSeq and is a predicted model, not a curated record. Bases 713 to 3541 code for a protein of 942 amino acids. NCBI's taxonomy places the organism in Eukaryota, Metazoa, Chordata, Lepidosauria, Squamata, Phrynosomatidae.